ACACUUAUAGUUAAUGAACUUAAGUAUAUAUAAAAAUACCAUUGUAGUAAGUAUAUCUAAUUCUAACAUUACAACUCAAAUUUCACAAUAUAUCUUUGUGGGCUUCAAUCUACUAACCACAAGAUUUGACUACCUCAACUACUUCAUCAUGGGGGUCAUUGGAAUGAUGGCAAGAUAUUUGGAUACAAUAAUAGGGCCAGGAGUAAUGCUUCUUUAUCCUUUAUACGCAUCAAUGAGGGCAAUUGAGAGUCCUUCAACCUUAGAUGAUCAACAGUGGCUAACAUAUUGGGUUUUAUACUCCUUCAUGACCCUCUUUGAGCUUUCAUUUUAUAAGAUCCUACCAUGGUUUCCCAUUUGGCCAUACAUGAAGCUUGUGCUUUGUGUGUGGCUAGUAUUGCCAAUGUUCAAUGGAGCUGCUUAUAUUUAUGAGAACUAUGUAAGGCAAUAUGUAAAACAUAUAGGAACCUAUGGUGGUUUUAAUAAGUAUCCAGAGGAGCAAAAGAAAGUGCUUCAAAUGAUUAGCUUUGAUGCAAGAAAAUCUGUUGAACGUUACAUAGAUAGAUAUGGUCCUGAUGCAUUUGAGAGAGUAAUCAGAGUGGCUGAGAAAGAAGCAAGGAAGCACUAAAGAUUUGUUCGAAAAAAUUGUUGUUUUAAGAAUGUUGUUGUAAUAACUACUUCUGCUUGUUUUAUGUGUAUUAAUUAUGACCGAUGAGUUUGAGAAUUGUAGUAUAUAACUAAAAUUAAAAUGAAAUCAAUAUUGACCUUUUGCUGCUUGAAUUAUGUUUUCCA
Messenger RNA from Cicer arietinum (chickpea), 789 nucleotides. RefSeq names its product HVA22-like protein f. The record is from RefSeq and is a predicted model, not a curated record. NCBI's taxonomy places the organism in Eukaryota, Viridiplantae, Streptophyta, Magnoliopsida, Fabales, Fabaceae.